CCGCGUCCGACAAAAACGGUGAGUGCUUCACCGUUUUAAAUUAAAACGGUGAACCCUUCACCGUGUUUAAUUAAAACGGUGAGUACUUCACCGUUUUAAAUUAAAACGGUGAAGGGUUCACCGUUUUAAUUUAAAACGGUGAAGAACUCACCGUUUUUGUUGGACGCGGUGAUGACCUUCACCGUUUUAGACAAAAACGGUGAAGCUCAAACAUGUGUAGUUUUGGAAUUUUUUUUAUAACUACUGUAUUUUGGGAAUUUUUUUUAAAAACUAGUGUACUUUGGGAUUUUUUCCCUGAAAUAGCAUUGAUUAAAGUGACAAAAAAAAGUUUUAGUUUGUAUCUUUAAAAAAAAGUUUCAAUUGUCUUCUUCCUAUAAACCCUUCUCCUUUCAUCUCUCUGCUUUAAUCGUCUCCAUCAGCGAACAACAAAAAUCGACUAUUCCUUUCUUCUUCCCAGAAAUCCUUCUCCUCUCAUCUCUAUCGUCUUCUUUCUAUCGUCAAAAACCACUGGGCUGGAGAAGCUCCUUCUAAGGCAGUUGCGGGUCUUAAAUAUGUUCUCAAUCAAAGGAGGAGAGAAUUACCAGGGGUCGCCACCGGAUCUGAGUUUCGCCACUGGGCGCGAGUCGAAUAUGUAUCCGGAUCAAAUCUCACUGCAUGCUCCUCCUCUUGUACGAAUUUGGUACCUAUCCAUCGACAUGGAAGAAGAAACACAGAGCAAAAGCAUCAAGGAAGACCCCAGGUCGAUUUUGCCUGCAGUGCUACUCGGUUCCCAGACGUAUGCCAGUCUUCCCAGGUCGAUUUUGCUGUAUCUCUCCAGAAAUCCCCGACUUCGAUCGACCUGUUGGCUAUCGCUUUGAUUCGGCCUCGAUGUGUCGAAAGUCGUUGCUUCCCCUGUUGGCUACCGCUUUGAACUUCCCAUGUUGGUUUCCUUUUUCAAUCUCUCAAUUGACCCGAUAUUGGGGGAUGUAAACACGCAGGAAAUUGGGAAGGUCGAAUAAGUUGCUUCAUUGCAUCCCCAAUCGUCGUCGGCCAGUUUCCUGAGAUUUGGAUGCGACGCAAGGGAUUUGGUGGAAGCUUGUUGGAAAUCAUUUGGGGGUGUGUAGGAAAACCCCCCAAAAUUGAAUUUGGAGAGAAGAGGUGAGCAGAAGCAAAUCGGGGAAAGCAUGAACUUCAAUCGGCAGCAGUAGGAAAACGCAAAAGUUUUGGCUAUACAAGUGUAUUUUGCCAAAUAAAAAUCAAGCAUCAAUCUCACCAUACAAACUAUCCAUACAUAAAAACAUCAUUAUAAAAAUAACAUUCUAGAAAAUUCAAACAAAUCACGCACUAUCCAUACAAAUUGUACAAUACCAAUCUAUAAAAUUCAUGAAAGUCACAAAUUAUCCAUAAACAACAUGAUUAAUUGAAAGUUUCCUCCUCCUUGAGAACUUGAACAUUGUCAUCUUAGCUUCACUCUCCGCUCCAUAACCUCAACUUCAUUAUACACAAUUAAGUAGACCAAAAUUAGACAUGUCUCCACAAUCAUAAGAAAGAUGAGUUGCUUGAAGAAGAUAUACUACUCAGAGUAUUAAAUAUACUGGUCAUCAUUAAUGGUGGCAUAAAUGAUGAUCCUAUUGAUUGUUUCGAAGCCAUCUACAAAUAGAAUAGCAAGUUAGCAAAAAGUAGUAGCCAACAAUAUCAUAACUCAUAAAGUUUUUUAUGUGAAAAUUGAUUUAUGGGUGUGGGCGGAUAUCCAUGGGUUGAGUAUUCCUAAACCCAAUCCAACCCAUCACGAUGAAUUAUAGAUGGAUUUAAACCCGAAUCAGCCCAAAACCCGUCAAUAUUAAUAAUAAUAAUUUUUCAAUUAAAUAAAAACAAAAUUAAAAUAUUAAAAAAAUAAUUUUCCAAUUAAAUAAAAACAAAUUCACAAAAAAGUAAAACAAAAAAGGAUUCGCAUCUGCCCACUCCUCUCGUUGUAUACCAAUCCCUUGCCCCAGCUCCUCAUCAGUUAAGUGAGGUUGAUACUUCGGCGGCGUGAUGAGAUCCGGAUCAAGGUGCUGCGAAAAUCACAUCUACACUCGUAUUGAACGCCAAAACCAAAGCCAUCGUCUCGUUCCCGAUUCGGCGCCAUCCCCAUGUAAUUAACGGCUACUUUGCAUCGUGGAUUUAAAAAAUAAGAUUUUGGUAUAAUUUAAGUUUUGUAAAAUCAUGGAUGUAUGAGGGGUUUGGCCUCAUUAUGAAUUUGGAAAAUAUCAUUGUUUGUUUCAUGGAUUUCAUGAUGAAUUUUAGUAAUUAAAUUUGUUUGUAUGAAGUGAAACUUACAUUUAUUACCCUCAAUGAUAUAAGAAAAGAAAGAAAAUAUGAGGGGUAGCUUGGUAAAAAAUGAUGGACUUCAAAAUCCAUUAUCAAUACCCACCUAAAGAGGUGGGAUUUUCAAGUCCGUGGGCCCCACGGAUUUGGACCCUCAAAUUCCAUGGAUCCCACGGAUUUGUUACCUCUAAAUACUUGAAGCAAACAAUGAAUUUUGGACAAAGUCCAUUAUGGAUUCAAAUCCAUCACCAAGUCCAUCAAAUUAAUCAAGCAAACAAGCCCUAAAAGGAUUUGGCGAGUUUAGGUGGAAAUCAGAACCUAAAACUCCGACUGUGUUCCCCGCGUAGUAUGUCUGUAUCAGAUAUACGUUAAUUGGGGGUUUAUUUGUUAAUUGGACGUUUUAUGUUAUGUCGGAUAUUUCGGGAACUAUUGGGGUUAAGCAAUAACAACAGAAUCAUUCU
Messenger RNA from Linum trigynum, 2747 nucleotides. The record is from the annotation of a GenBank genome assembly. NCBI's taxonomy places the organism in Eukaryota, Viridiplantae, Streptophyta, Magnoliopsida, Malpighiales, Linaceae.